AUGUAUCUUUUUGGUUUUAUACCAAUUCAUAGUAUUGAACUUUUGAUGACAGGAAUUUACUAUGAAAAAUAUUCACCUAUCGACCUUAAGCUUAUGGAAAAUAGAAAAUUAUCAUUUGAAACUUCUACUAUUGUUGGUAGAAGUAUGAAUUUAUUUGUUGGAUUAUUUUCUAAAUUUGGUAAAAUUUUGAGUUAUAUUUUAGUUGCAAUACAAGUAUUAAAUUUUGUACAAGAAUCUGCUGAUGGAGUAACUAGUAAAAUUUUUAAUAUUUUUAGUGAAAAUUCAUUAGGAGAAAGGAAAAGUGAUAUUCAAUUUCCUGUUAAGAAAUUAAAUGAAGCUGAAGCUUUGAAUUUGUCAGAGAAUCAAUGUCCAUUGUGUUUGAAAAAAAGAGAAAAUGACACAGUACUUUCAUGUUCCGGAUACAUAUUUUGUUUCAAAUGUAUUUAUCAAUUUAUUUCAAAAUAUGGAAGAUGUCCUGUAACUUCUAUACCAGCAACAACAAAAGAGUUAGUUAAGAUGUAUGUGUAA
Molecule: messenger RNA, 528 nt
Organism: Strongyloides ratti
Lineage: Eukaryota; Metazoa; Nematoda; Chromadorea; Rhabditida; Strongyloididae
Product: Peroxisome assembly protein 12
Exons: 2
Coding region: 1-528 (175 amino acids)
Biological process (GO): protein import into peroxisome matrix; protein monoubiquitination
Cellular component (GO): peroxisomal membrane; peroxisomal importomer complex
Molecular function (GO): ubiquitin-protein transferase activity; protein binding; zinc ion binding
Source: RefSeq, a predicted model, not a curated record